Paramecium tetraurelia is the source of this 1323-nucleotide messenger RNA. RefSeq lists its product as uncharacterized. The record is from RefSeq and is a predicted model, not a curated record. NCBI's taxonomy places the organism in Eukaryota, Ciliophora, Oligohymenophorea, Peniculida, Parameciidae. The transcript is spliced from 3 exons.
AUGAACUAUAGUGAUUGGUUUCAAAAAUUAAAUAAAGAUGAUAAAGAUUAAGAUGGAAUAACCAAUGAAUUAAGUUAGAUGAAUAUUUAUGAUCUAAUUAAAGGAAUAUAAAUACUUUAUCUUGAGAUUAAGAGACUUAAUAGAUUAUAAGAAAUUCAGGGAUCGGCAUUUUACUAUAAAGAAAGAUAUGAAACUACACUCAAAUCUAAUCAAGACCUAUCCAAUUCAAAUAAGGAAUUAUCCAAUUCUAACUAAGAACUAUAAAAAGGGAAGCAAGAUCUAGAGAAAUAGAAUAUAGAGCUUUACAAAUUUAAUCAAGAACUAUUUGGAAAAAAUCAGAAAUUGCUAUCUAAUUAUGAGGAAGUUGUAAAUCAUUUUCAGAAUAUCAUAACAUAAUACAAAAAAUCUACUAUUGAUGAAUUCGCAAGAACUAUUAAGAGUGAGGAAGAGAUCUUGGGUAAAUUUCAAACUAUAUAAAAUUAAUUGGAGCAUUAAGUUGAAAUAAAAGAAAUAAAUAAAACUUAAGAAGAAAUCUAAUAGAAAUCAUAAGAAAUAGUAUAUUAAAUGAAAAACUUUCAAAAAGACUAUAAUCAAAACUUAAUUAGAGACUAAAUAAGUUCAGCUUAAUCUGUAUCUAAUUAAACGAUAAUUGACAAAAUUAAAUAAAUAGUUGAUUAAAUAAAAUUAGUACUGAGUAUAUCAGAUACUUUGCUCAACAAGUUAAGUUUAAUAGUAAAAUCUGCAAAAAAUUAAACACUAAUUUAAUAAAUAAGCCUAGUAUAAAAUUUUUUACAACAUAAUAAUGUUAUAUACACAAAAUGUAUAGCAAUUUUAAACACCUUUGCUUGUGCAAUAGAAAAACAUGAAAAAAAAAUACAAUACUAUAAAGAGUAAUUACAGAAUGAAUAAAAGUAUAGAGUAGAGUGCUAAGGUUAGAUGGAAUAAUAGAAAAAGAAUUAUGAAAUGAUUAUGUAAAGUAGAAGAUAAAACUAAUAAUUAAAUUAACCAGAAAACUAAAACAGGUUUAUAAAAUAAUAUUUCUAGAUUUAUCAAGAAUACUUUACAUUAAUUCUAAAUCUGAUUGAAAUUCAAAAUUUUUAGUUUCCUAAAAUAGAAUUAGAAAUAACAAAUUGGAAAUAAGAAUUGAGAAAGGAAUUUACUGAUCUUAAAUUACUAAUUGAAUUUGCGCAGAAAUAGUAUCAAAGUCUGAUGAAGCUUGCUAAUUAUAUAACAUAGGAAAAUAAGCUCAAAGAGAUUUUAUAUUCUUAAAAUAAUUUUUUUAUAGCCUAUUCAAAAAUCUUGAAGGAACUUUCUCAAAGUUGA